GUUACUCCAACCGUACUUCCAUCGACACCCAUCGUGGCUGCUGAUUAAUUCAAAACAAAACUCUCGCACCUUCUCCAUACCAUAACCCACGGAUUUAUAUAUUGACUAGGAGACUCGAUCCAGCUGCGAUGUUUUUCCUUCUGUCAGGGCUAUCUUGGCGCCUCCAUCUUAGUUGCCAGGCUAUCAUGAUGACAAGAUGACUUCCACACUUAGAAAUUCCCCACCAUGGCAUGAGGGUGAGCUGAAGAUGCACAAUCUGCUCCAUGUCCCUCCGCGAGACAACCCCACAGUUCCAGCCUUAAGCUAUAAUGCUGGCUAUCUACUGCGAACCGCUCCACUUCUGGCUAUUGGAACGACAGAUCGCGAAGGACGACCUUGGACGAGCAUCUGGGGCGGCGAGAAAGGUUUCGCCAGACCGACUUCGCAGACCACGGUCGAAUUGAGUGCACCUGUUGACGGUAGACAUGACCCCGUGGCAGACAUACUGCUGAAAUCGCCCGGCGGGGACGUGAUCAAUUCCGAGCGCCGUACAAAACUGAUGUCUGGACUAGUCUUCGACCUCGAAAAUCGCAGAAGGGUCAAGCUUCACGGUAGGACGACCGAAGGGUCGCUAGACUCAAACUCAGGUCUGGACCAGGUGGAACUCGCUCACCUGACGUUGCACAUUGAUGCAAGUCUCGGAAACUGUCCGAAGUACAUGAACAAGAAGCAGAUCAUCCCUGCUCUCCCAGAUCCAAAGCCAGUAUCAAACUCGCCACAACUACCCCCACUGGCUGUAGAUCUACUUAAUCGUGCUGAUUGUUUUUUCAUGUCCUCGUCUCACGGCAUGACUGACAUGGACACAAAUAUUCGGGGAGGGUCCCCUGGGUUUGUGCGACUGGUGUCUAACGAGCCUCAUGGGGCUGUAUUUGCUUAUCCAGAAUACUCAGGCAAUCGACUAUAUCAAACUCUAGGCAACCUUCAAACUGAUCCUCGGGCAGGGUACGUCUUCCCGGACUUUGAGACGGGAAAUGCCUUGUAUGUCACCGGGGAGACGCGGAUUCUGGUGGGCAAGGAUGCAGCACGGGUGCUUCCGCGGUCCAACCUCGCGGUUGUGGUCACUGUCACCGCAGCUAAAUGUGUGGAAAAGUCCCUCGCCUUCCGCGGUGUUGCAGGGGAACCUUCUCCGUACAAUCCGCCGGUGCGGUAUCUGACUACAGAAAAAGUCAGCGCGGCUGACAUGAAGGGUGACAGCUCUAUCACAGCGACUCUCAUUCGGAAAGAGAUCCUGACUCCAGCCAUUUCCCGAUUUCGAUUCCGCAUCUCUGAUCCGGGCAAGCUUGGGACGUGGAUCCCAGGACAGUACGCAACACUGUCAUUUUGGGAUGAGCUAAACAUCGGCUACAGCCACAUGCGAGAUGAUGACCCAACUAGCCUCAAUGACGACUAUGUCCGAACUUUUACUAUUUCGUCUUCUCCAGGCGAGGGAAUAUCUGCAUCAGAGUUCGAAAUAACAGCAAGAAAACACGGUAAUGUGACUGGCUACCUAUGGGGGGUCAAUGAACGAGCUGGCCUCGAGGUGCCUCUAAAAGGGAUUGGGGGAGAAUUUCAGCUGAAACCAGCGGCGAACGAGACUUUGCCUUUCAUAGCAGGGGGCAUUGGAAUCACACCGGUGCUUGCCCACCUCCCAGGUCUCGAACUUAGUCGGUUGCAGCUACUAUGGACUAUCUCGAUCAGCGACGUGGGUCUGGUAUGGGAUACAUUCAAGCGGUUUCCCGCGUUGCCCAAAUCGACGUCAUUAUUUCUUACAGGGGCUGAUCCACUGGACGAACACACUGUGCGGCAGUAUGAGGCGGUGGUUGCAUCUGGAGUGCGAGUCCUACGGCGCAGAAUUGGCGCAGGAGACUUGGAUUUGUCGCUGGCCGAUACAUGGUAUUUCUGCGGCAGUCCGUCUUUGAAAAGUGCAGUGUUAGAGUGGCUCGCAGGUAAGAACGUAGUAUACGAGGAUUUCAACUAUUGACAUACAUAAUAUAUACGAUAUAUAGCAAUUGAAAGUG
This is a messenger RNA of Aspergillus saccharolyticus JOP 1030-1, 2036 nucleotides long. Its product is annotated as putative oxidoreductase, FAD-binding. The transcript is spliced from 2 exons. NCBI's taxonomy places the organism in Eukaryota, Fungi, Ascomycota, Eurotiomycetes, Eurotiales, Aspergillaceae. The record is from RefSeq and is a predicted model, not a curated record. Gene Ontology annotation, molecular function: oxidoreductase activity. Bases 197 to 1999 code for a protein of 600 amino acids.